AUGCUGUUACAAAUAAUAAUAAUAGUUUUGUUAACUUUCCUAUCGUUAAUAACUAACUUUCCUCAACUCAUACACUGUGCCAUUGAUGAACCAGUUUUAGUAAAACUAUCAAAUAAUAAGUAUAAUAAUAAUAAUAACAUAAUCGUUGGUAAAAAACAGCAAUUUCUCGGUAAAGAUGUCAACGUAUUCUUGGGUAUACCAUAUGCCAGAGCACCGGUAGGUGAGUUAAGAUUCAAGAAACCGGUGCCCAUUGUCGACGACGACAACAACCUGAACACCAGUAGUCAUACGACUAUACGAAAUGCCAGUCAAAUGCCCAGUCCUUGUGUUAACUACAUUCAAGGCUCGUUAGAUGAGAUGCCGUGGAGUAGUCGACAGCCGGGAUCCGAGGAUUGCCUCUAUCUUAACAUUUGGUCGCCAGAUAUAACCGCCGCCCAAACUGGCCUACACUCACCACCGCAGCGGUCGGUAAUGGUAUGGAUAUAUGGCGGCGCUUUCCAGACCGGAUCCAUUGAUAUCGAUGCGUACGACGGCCAAGCAUUGGCCACUGUUGGCGAUGUAGUUGUGGUUACUUUUAAUUACCGAACCGGUGUUUUCGGUUUGUUCUACGACGGCAGUGGCACCGAUGAAGCACCGGGUAAUUUGCCAGUCCAUGACCAGCGAUUGGCACUUAGUUGGAUACAGAAAAAUAUUGACCGUUUUGGCGGCGAUCCCCAAUCGGUAACACUGUUCGGCGAAAGUGCUGGCAGUAUAUCUAUAGGCCUGCACUUGUUGUCCGUCGAUUCGGGCCAGUUAUUCAAGCGGGCAAUCCUGCAAAGCGGUAGUCCGUAUCAUAAUAUCGGCGGCGUUUCGCCAGAACUGGCCGUCCGACAGUCACGGCGUAUCGCUGCGGACGCCAAUUGUCUGCGCAAAGAUGAUGAUCACACCAUUGACUUGAAUUGUAUGCGACAGCUGACAGUCGAUCAGCUUAUGGAUGUCUACACUGAUAUCUACACUAAAGGUAUUGCACUGCAACUGGUUUAUGGCGACGACGACAACAACAAGCUAUUGCCCAGACAUCCCAUUGAACUGUUGGACAACUAUCAGAUGGUCAGUGAUCAUCGGCAGCACUGGGAGGUAUUGUUGGGUACCAAUCGUAAUGAGGGCGCAUCCAUACUGUUUAUGGGUGUACCGGAACUGUUUGCCAGACACUCGCCAAUCAAUAUGACCAAAGCGGAGGCCAUCGAGUUUAUUAGGGCAUCAGCAGUGAACUGGUGGUUGGAUGUCCUAACCGAUCGACAGUUACAUGAGAUAAUCGACUAUUAUAUGUCGACAAUUGACAACGAAGACGACUAUCCAAUGGUACGGCAAUCGUUGGCCAAUAUUGUUGGCGAUUCAAUGUUCAACUGUCCGUCGCUAUUCAUGGCCGACCAGCUGUCCAAAGCUGGCGGCGUCAGUGUCUGGUACUAUCAUUUCAGUCAUAUCAAACAGUUUGACAAUCAUUGGGGUCAAUGGAUGGGUUCACCGCAUUUCGAUGAAGUUCAGUAUGUAUUUGGUUUACCGCUCAGGUAUCCCGACCGGUAUACUCCCGUUGAACUACAGUUGUCGAUAAAUAUGAUGAAAAGUUGGUCAAGUUUUGCAUCUAAUGGGUAA
Oppia nitens is the source of this 1632-nucleotide messenger RNA. RefSeq names its product cholinesterase 1-like. The coding region runs from base 1 to 1632 and encodes 543 amino acids. The record is from RefSeq and is a predicted model, not a curated record. Lineage: Eukaryota; Metazoa; Arthropoda; Arachnida; Sarcoptiformes; Oppiidae. The transcript has 2 exons. Gene Ontology annotation, cellular component: plasma membrane. Gene Ontology annotation, molecular function: acetylcholinesterase activity. Gene Ontology annotation, biological process: choline metabolic process; acetylcholine catabolic process.